This is a messenger RNA of Spirodela intermedia, 4286 nucleotides long. The record is from the annotation of a GenBank genome assembly. Lineage: Eukaryota; Viridiplantae; Streptophyta; Magnoliopsida; Alismatales; Araceae.
AUGGUGUCGUCUGUUGUUCUCUCUGGCGGCGGCGGCCGCCGCCGCCGCCGUGGUUGGAUUGCCUCCUGGUUGUGCCUCUUCCUGGUUGUCGCCGUCGCGUUUCUUGGCUGCGGAGAGGCGGCGGUGAAGUCGGAUUUUUUGAUCGGACUUGGGAGCUACGACAUCACCGGUCCGGCGGCGGACGUGAACAUGAUGGGGUAUGCCAACACCGAACAGAUCGCCUCGGGGAUCCACUUCCGCUUGCGGGCGAGGGCGUUCAUCGUAGCGGAGGCCAGUAACGGGGGGAAGCGUGUGGCGUUCGUGAACCUCGACGCUUGCAUGGCAUCGCAGAUUGUCACCGUCAAGGUUCUUGAAAGACUCCAGGCGAGGUAGGCUCCGGAUUAUUCACGAGCUGACUUCAGUUCUCUGUACUCUUCUCGAUUCUUCAGAGUGCCUUCCAUGUCUAAUUUCAUUGUUGAGUCCCAUCAAAGGGGGCGAAUGGGGAAGUUCUUGUGGUAUCUAAUUCUAACCCUCGGUAGUCUUCCUGAAAAUUCUCCGUGCUUUUCUCAUCCAGACCUCAGCAUUAUCAAAGCUUUGAAACCACGGCUCAUGCUUGCCGAGUCAUUCUGUCGUCCGGGCUCUUCGCUUAAAAUCGAUGACGCGUAUUCAAUCGGGAGGGAUUGAGGCUAGGGUUUUUACCACUGUUCGUGUCUGACCUGGCGUAUUCACCUCUUUGCCAGGUACGGUGACCUCUACACGGCUGAUAAUGUGGCCAUCAGCGGCAUUCACACUCAUGCCGGGCCAGGGGGCUACCUUCAGUAUGUCACCUAUAUAGUAACCUCUUUUGGAUUCGUUCGCCAGUCAUUCGAUGUUCUUGUGGAUGGGAUUGAGAAGACCAUCAUACAAGCCCACGAGAAUCUUCGUCCCGGAUCGAUCUUGGUCAACGAGGGUAUGCAGACACAUUCUAAUUUUUAUUCUCCACUGUUCAUAACCCUCCACGUCACAGAUCCUCUACUGCACGUUUCUCAUUAUUUUCACUGAAUUCUAUGGUCAUCUUCAUUUUCUAAUCCGAUUGGGCCAUGAUUAUUAGCACGACUGGUUCCCCAGGAUAAAUCUUUUUCUAAUCUAUGGAUAUUGCUUUUUAUGUAUAGUGGAAUUCUAUCAUGAGUACAGGGGUCCGAAGAACUUAAAAAUUGCUUUUUUUUCUUGCUGGAUCUAGGAUUUUAAUUUUAUUUUUUUCUGAGUCGUCACGGAAAUUCUGAUUUCUUUCCAUUUUAAUAUUUGAGUAGAACUGAAUUCUGCAGUCUAAUUUACUUUUUUUGUAUUUUUUUUUUAAACAAUCAUGGAAAAUUUACAGGUGAGCUCCUUGAUGCUGGCAUAAACCGUAGCCCCAGUGCCUAUCUCAACAACCCAUAUGAGGAGAGGAAGAGGUAUAGCUAUGAUGUGGACAAGAAGAUGACUCUCCUGAAGUUUGUUGACGAUGAGUGGGGUCCCAUCGGAAGCUUCAACUGGUUUGCGACCCAUGGGACUUCAAUGAGCCGCACCAACUCAUUGAUAAGCGGUGAUAACAAAGGGGCUGCCGCUCGGUUCAUGGAAGACUGGUUCAAGCAGAAAGCUUCCGAGGAAGGCCUUGAAACCGCAGGCUCUGGCCUACUCAGCUCCGAUGUUAAUGCAGUGAAACUUUCUCGGAGGGUCUCCAUGAUAAUUCCCCAAACUCGUGAGAACCUUGCCGUUUAAAUUACUUCUUGUUACGAAUGUAGAAUUUUUUCAUAUUCUAAUUAUUUUUUAUUCGAUAUAGUUCUAAUGAAUAUAAUCGACGGCAUGAUUUACAUCUGUUUACCCUUUUUUUAAAAAUAGUUUUCACAGAAAAUGAGUGACAACCCUGCUGUUUAAACUAUUUCAUGUCAAAAAAAUUCAACAUAUUCGUGUUCUGUAAGUUUUUUAUUCAACGUGGUUUUACAGAGUUUAAUCUAUGACAUGGAAUCUGUCCCUUGCGUACUUUUUUUUUUCUAAUUAUUUUCUGCAGAGAAUGAGUGACAACUCUAUGGUUCAAAAUUAUUUAACAUCUACAGUGUGGAGUCUCUUCAUGAUGUGUUCAUCUUUUUCCUGCAGAAAGUAAGUGAGAACAUAGCGUUUAAAGUAUUUCACAUCAAACAUGUGAAAUAAUUCAGCAUAACUUUAUAAAUUAUUCUUCAUUUAACUUCUUUAUUUAACAGAACUUUUUUAGAAUAAAAUAGUCUAUGAAUUGCACCUGCUUACCCAUUUUUAAAAAUCCUUUUCUGCAGGAGAAGAAAUCGUCCAACAUGCCUCCUCCAUUGAGGCAACUGGUGGGUGGCCAGCAACGAGCUUCUUGAGUGCAACCCAACGGGUUCGCAGCACAUUCAGGCAGGGCAACCGGCCGGCCUUCGUAUCGGCAUUCUGUCAAACCAAUUGCGGUGAUGUUAGCCCUAAUGUGGCGGGUGCAUUCUGCAUCGACACUGGGCGACCCUGUGAUUUCAACCACAGUACCUGCAAUGGGAAGAACGAGCUUUGUUAUGGGCGUGGCCCUGGGUAAUAAUCUCCCUGAUUGAUCAGUCCAAAAAGAUAUAUAUAUUUAUAUACAUGUAUCAUUUAAUCAUGGUAAAUCCUAAGUGAUAGUUUCGUCCUGCAGGUAUCCUGACGAAUUUGAGAGCACCCGGAUCAUCGGGGAUAGGCAAUUUAAGAAGGCUGCUGACCUUUUCAACUCGGCCUCUGAGCAAGUAAAAGGCAGCGUUGACUAUCGCCAUAAAUACAUAGACUUUUCGCAGCUCAAAGUUACUAUCGGUGACCAAGUGGUGAAGACGUGCCCUGCUGCCAUGGGUUUCGCGUUUGCAGCAGGAACCACAGAUGGGCCUGGAGCAUUUGACUUUACACAAGGGGAUGAUAAAGUAGGUGACAAUGACUCCACGGGCAAUCAUCCUUUGAGCCUUAAUCUGAUUAAUUAUGCUAAUUUUUCCUGGUUUCUCUUCGCAGGGGAACCCCUUCUGGAGGCUGGUGAGGAACGUACUGAAAACACCCAACCAGGCGCAAGUUGAUUGUCAACAUCCGAAGCCUAUUUUGCUGGACACUGGUGAGAUGAAGGAACCGUAUGACUGGGCGGUGAGCCUCACGCUGACCUUUUUCUUCUUUCAUGCAUAUUAUAGAGAAGUUAAGCAUUGAUUAUCCGAUCUGAUUUAUUCUGUUGUCUCUGUAGAGGAUUGAUUUCCAGAUGGGUUUUGAUUACCGAUUAAUCUUGGUCCUCGCUUUAUUUUAGCGUAUAAUCGUUAUUCCAGUACUGUCUGUUGUCUUACUCAGAAUUCGCUUCCUUUGACUUUUUCUUCAGCCUUCCAUUCUCCCAAUUCAGAUCCUCCGGAUUGGUCAGGUGGUCAUUCUCAGUGUACCCAGCGGUAUGUAUAUAUAUAUUUUUCUCUCCUCGCGGGGCAGCCGCCUUUGAUUUCAUUUGUAUUCUGGAUCGGCUCUUAUGCGAUCUUUGAGCACAGAAUUCAGUACAAUGGCCGGCAGACGUCUCCGUGACGCUGUAAAGGUGGCGCUGACCAGUAGCGGAACCGCGGAAUUCGACAGCAAUGUCCACGUCGUCAUCGCCGGGUUGACCAACACGUACUCCCAGUACGUGACCACCUUCGAGGAGUACGCCAUCCAGCGAUACGAGGUCCCCUCCGACAAGACCAAAUCCAAACUCUCCCUCUCUCUGCGACUAUUCAAGGAGCGACUAACAGGCACCGGAUGUUCGCCUGCAGGGAGCCUCCACGCUCUACGGCCCCCACACCCUCAGCGGGUACAUCCAGGAGUUCAAGAAGCUCGCGACGGCCCUCAUCAGCGGCGAGACAGUGGAAGCGGGCCCGCUGCCACCGGACCUUCUGAAGAAGCAGAUCAGCCUGCUCCCGCCGGUGGUCAUGGAUUCCACCCCCUUCGGCGUUAAGUUCGGCGACAUCAGCGUUGACGUUCCGGUCAACGCCACCGUGCGGAAGGGCGAGACGGUCUCCGCCACCUUCUGGUCCGCCUGCCCCAGGAACGACCUGAUGACGGAGGGCACCUUCGCCCUCGUGGAGAGGUCCACCGGCGGCGUUGACUCAUGGGUCCCCGCCUAUGACGACGACGACUUCUGCCUCCGGUUCAGGUGGUCGCGGCCCUCCUCGCUCAGCUCCCACAGCCACGCCACCAUCGAAUGGACGGCCCCCGCCGCCGCGGUCCCCGGUGUCUACAGGCUGCGCCACUUCGGCGCCGCCAAGAGCCUCUUCGGCUCCGUCCGCCAUUACACCGGCGCAUCCCGCUCGUUUACGGUGCUCUGA